CUCUGUCCGGAGCACCAUCUAGUGUGAGGUUGCAAGAACUGUCACGGAAGAAAGGGAAUUAUCAAAGCCAGAGGAGGGUUACAAAGACAUUUAUUUAGAGCAGACGGGGACGAGGGGUGGGAAAUAAUAUCAGUAAGAUCACGAUUAACAGCUAACUGGGGUGUCAGGGGUUGCCUGGGAAUUUCAAAGGGCUAAAGUGUUAAAAGCUGGGAUGUGUAAUUUUGUGUCUAAUUUCAGUUUAUUUAAUGGCAGGUAUUGGAAAUUCCACAGUAAAAAGGAAGAUAUAUUUAUUAGACAUAAAAGUUUCUUAAGCCUUCGACAGAGAUCGUUUCCGAGACCAUAAGUACAUUAAAAAAUAAGUUAUUUUUCUUUGAAGGCUGUUGGAGCCUAGAUUUUCUGCUGUUGAAGGAAGAGCGACUGUUGCUGAAACGCUGUUCCGGUUUAAAAGCCCUAAACUCGGUUUGACCUUAAAUCUAGUAGGAGGCUAAAUAUAAAACAGCAAGCCCAGAAGUUGGAGCCCUGGUUAUCGAUAGGACUGGCCCGAGUAAAAACACGGCGGAAGAUCGUCGCGUCUCAGCUUUAGAAACAUAUUUAUGUAAACGUUGUUUUUAAAAAUAUAUAGAUUAAAAGAUGAAACUACUUGAAAAUUCGUGUUUCGAAGCAAUGAAUACACAGCUUACAACUGAAACUGGAGACAGAUUAUUGGACGGAUUGAGAGUUACUCCUGUAAGAUGGCCGGUGAGGACAAGCAGAUGUUUAAGCAGUUCUGCGAGGAGGGGUUGCCACACGUACUGGAGGCUCUGUCCCCUCCACAGACCAGCGGAGUCAGCCCCAACAAUUUGUUCAUGGCUCCGCGGGACUCCGGCCUGGGGAAUGAUCUGGAUCUGGAACUGGAGGAGGGCAGCUUUGAAGAAGAGGGGAAUAUGGAUGAAGACAGGUGUGGAGCUUUGUGUGCUUGAAGCAACUAUGGGGAGUGAUGCUCGUUCCUGAGGAAUCAGGAGAGAUCUGUGUUCAAGGUUGCUUGAGUUAAAGCUCAGCAGCAUGGAUUUUAACUUGUUUUUUUUUUUCUUUUAUUUCUGGGACUUGACCCUAGCAUGCAGCAAUGCGCUGUCUUACUGCAGCUUGUAAUCCAGAUGGCUGCCCCACCUACUUUUUAUUUUCCUGUUUAUUUUCGGCUUUUAAAUUUGAACCAUCUGUGCACUUGCUGAAGCCACACCCUGGCGUGUUCACUCGGAGGCUCUGUUUGAAAUGUGAAUGUGUUUAUAUACUGACGUUGUAUUUAGAGGACAUCCACACCUUCCAAGUCGUGCCAUGUUCCAGUUGUUUUCCUUCCAGUUGGAAGGCUUUAUAUUGUUUCAUAAACAUGUUGUUGGCCCUGGAUGGGAGGGUGAAGAGCAAUACUGAUGGUCAACCAGCAGGAUCUCACAUUGGUGCUGCAGCCCUCACCCAGCCCUCUGCGUAUAGUCAUGUGUUUUAUAUUAAUGAGUAUUCAGUGGUUCAAGCUUGUAAUAGCUGUCUGUUUAUGUGUGCAGCAUUUAAAAGGCAGAGCUCUGCAGGAUAAAUAUAUCCUUUGUUAAUUAAGAGACAGGCUUAUUGAUAGGGAGAUUUCGAUCACAAUGUUAUCUGUUAAACAAGAUUCCAGUUUUGUUUAAGGACUCUCAUAAGGGCCUGGAUGUUGCUUUGAAAAAAGAUGCAUGUGCAUUUGUCAGUUCAGUUGUUAUCUGGCUUAUAGCUCUGUGUGUGUGUGUGUGUGUGUGUGUGUGAGUUCAGCAAAGUAAAAAUGUAAUUUAAUUGCACCCAACUGCCCACUUGGUGUCCCCAUUUCUCCAUAUCGGAAUCGAGCUGGGCACCCAGGUGAUGCAUACAUGCCAGGAUGUGGUACUCUGCUUGUGAAUACAAGUUAGGGCUGCUGUGGUUUGUAGCAGGAAAUCCAACACGUACCUGUGUUGCUUUUAGCUGUCAGAAUGAACACCCGUCAAUAAUUUGCAAUACGAAUAAAGUAAAUGCUAUCGUGAGACAUUAAACAGUGGGGAGCCUGAUCUCAGUCUGAAAUCAGCCUUCAGUUUCUGAAACGGAAACAGAAAUUACAAGGACUUCAAUAAGCCUUUUCUUUUGCAUUUAGAAGCAUGUGCACCCUUAAGAAUUACAGCCAGUGCUGGAGACUCCCCAGUGCACAGGUCAGGUUUGCACUAGGGUUUUAUUUUUUGCGAUAACUCGAUUAUCAACUCGCAGGUGAUUGAUUUCACAAAGAGAGAUGUUUUUAUUUUUUCUAACCGGGCUUGUUUGCAAACGCAAGCAUUUCUGUGUACAGUAGGUGGUAUUCUCCUAUAUUCUGCUGCAGUGUUUCCUGAAAUAUGUGAUGUUUCAGCAGACCCAUGCCUUGUCAAAUGUUAUAAUGUGUGUCUGCCAAAGGAAGGCUCAAUAAAAUGUCUGUUAAUGUUU
Molecule: messenger RNA, 2442 nt
Organism: Polyodon spathula (Mississippi paddlefish)
Lineage: Eukaryota; Metazoa; Chordata; Actinopteri; Acipenseriformes; Polyodontidae
Product: repressor of RNA polymerase III transcription MAF1 homolog
Exons: 4
Coding region: 732-959 (75 amino acids)
Source: RefSeq, a predicted model, not a curated record